UUAUUAUAUAUGAUAUUUAGGGAAAACGAUGGGAUGAUACUGUAAUAACAUAGUGUUUUGUAAGAUUGUUAUUAUUGUUGUUCAAUCUGCUAUCGCCCUCUGCAAACAUUUCGUUGUUGUUAUUAUUGCUAUUUUGUUCUUGUUUAAAUGUCAGUGUAAGUGCAAUAAUAAAACAUUUUUAUAUAAAUAAGUGCCAGAGGGAACCAGAGGAGUGGGUGGAACCUUCCCAGGGAGUAGGGAAUAAUAGACCGCAGCCCUUACAGCGUAUCGAGCUACUUCCUGCCAAAUUGUGAUAUCCGCUGAGAUUCCCUGCUUAUCAACAAACGGAUACAAUUCAGUGCAGUUUUUUAAUUAUAGGGACAUUUAAUACACAAGUGUACAUUUGUGUUAACCACUAAAAUGUGUAACGACUAAUGAUUUAUCGAUCUUAGCUGAGUUCCUGCAUGCGUCCUUUUCUUUUAAAAUGCCUGUUUAUUGAUUACGAUGAUGAAAAAUACACACAUUACAUUGCGAGCAGUUGUGAAACUUAUGUCUUUCAAGCUCGUCUUUACCCUCUGUGACUGACUUGGGGUGAAAGUAAAGGGAAGCAAAUUCUACCUCACUGUGAUCACUGAGGAUGUUUUUGUGGGCCUAUGACAUUUUGAACAACUUCUCAAUAUUUUGCUGCCUAAAGCAACCCUAUUACUGGGUAUGGCACAAGGUGGUGUCCUGAUUCAGUGAUUGCACUCACUGUUGCAAGCACUAUCUUUGACCCUUUCGAUUUUAUCAAGCUUCUCUUCCUGCAAGGCUCUUUUGGUAUCUUCAUCCAUUAUAGUGUACAAGCUGUCAAUAUGCUAACCUAUUAAGUAAAAAAGUAACUAAAAAGUAACUGCUUUGUGAAUGUAGGCAUUAGAACAGUAGCUAUGACAAAAACCUAAUCAUCAGAUUAUUAUAUUUUUUUGCUAGAAAAUAUACAUGCAUUGAGAAAAUAUACAUACAAUUAUGCGAAUCAGUUUGUGCCAGGCCCUGCUAACAGGAGCCAUCGUGCUGAACCUGGUGAUCCUGUAUUAUGUAUCCCAAGCCCAGCAACGGAUGAUGGAGAAACGACGCAUACCUGGGAAAGGCUUUAAAAAUGCUAACAAAUCAGUGUUGGGUAUGGGAAGUUCAGGAAGCAUAGUGGUGAGAGGUAAGACAGGAGACAAGGUAGCAGGCAUAAAGGGUUGUAUGCAAAAAAAUCAUGUGACUGUUAUCCUGCGAGAAUUUGAACACUUUGAGAACUAUGUAGGAGAUGUGGCCCAGUCCUUUCUGCAGCGCAUGCCAGAGCUCUGUUUCCUGGUAGUCACAGACACCCUGCCUUACCCUCCUCUGACACUGCCUGCAGAUGCUCGUUUAAUUGUGCUGUCCCCAAGCCCAGAAAACCCUCCUCAGACACAUCGUCCAGAAAACUAUGUGCAAUCUGAAUUUGUGCUGCUUCUACCCGAUGGUGUUGAUUUACAGCAUUGGCAGCAAGUUGAGACGCUUGUUCAAGAGUUAAAAGCAGAGGGAAAUGGCCCGGUGCGCCUGGUUGCAGCUCCAGUGCUGGCACGUGCUGCUGUCCAGUGCCUGCACUUACAAGUAAACCUCAAGGAGUGGACAGCUACAUACUCCUUUGGACCAUCUGGGAGUGGUGGCAGUAUGUGCACUGCUUUGUAUGGUGAUGCUGUAGUUCUUAUUCGAACUAAAGACCUUUUCAACCUGUCAGUCCCACUUGCACGGCCACUGAUGUCUGCACUGUUUAUUCAGACUGCACUCAGAGGCUGGAAGAUUAAGCUUCUGGAGGGUCCUUCAUUCACUGCGAGCCACAGGCCCCUCUUCAGUUCUUCACACAACCAGUGGAAGGCAGACUAUCAUCUCAAGGAGGCUACCAACCAAUUAAUGAGAAGCUUUGGCCUUAAGCACUUGGUAUGGCCUGAUGGGAGGGACCAUUGGUUUGGCUGCAGCAAAGAGACACCACGAUGCUUUGGUACAGUGCAUGAUGAUACACCGGAGUACCUCUAUUUGGAGCGAUGGACUCCACCCUGCUGUUUGCGUGCCCUAAGGGAAACAACUAAGCAUGUUAUCAAUAUUCUGGAGAGUUCUGGUGUGCGCUACUGGUUAGAAGGGGGUAGUCUUUUAGGAGCAGCCAGACAUCAAGACAUUAUACCUUGGGACUAUGAUGUUGAUUUGGGUAUUUAUUUGGAAGACGUGCCCAAUUGUGAAUACCUUAAGAACUUGGAUUCAGGGUCACUGGUGGAUGCCAAUGGUUAUGUAUGGGAGAGGGCAGUAGAGGGAGACUUCUACCGUAUUCAGUACAGUGAGGCCAAUCACCUGCAUGUGGAUCUAUGGCCUUUCUAUUCUCGGAAUGGAGUGAUGACCAAGGACACAUGGACUGAUCACAAGCAGGAUGUGGAGUUUCCUGAGCACUUCCUGCAGCCACUGGUGCCCAUGCAGUUUGCUGGUAUCAAUGCUUAUGGACCAAACAACCACCGUGCCUUCCUGGAGCUCAAGUUUGGGGAGGGGGUAAUUGAGAACCCUCAGUAUCCUAAUCCUAUUAAAAAGAGUUUGUCUAGUUAGUAGGAUGUGAGUAUAAACUUAUUCCAAUACUUUCUGAAUGGACUUUAUAACAGUUUUUUGCUUUUAAUAUAUACUGCAGUAUUAGAAUUUCAGCUUUCGUGUCAUUAUGUUUAUGUCUCGUGGCGAACAACCCAAUUCUCAAAUGUGAAAAAGUAUUGGAGCAAAUACUAUUAAAAUAAUUCAUUCUUAAUA
Messenger RNA from Silurus meridionalis, 2763 nucleotides. It is a transcript of the gene fkrp, whose product is annotated as fukutin related protein. The transcript is spliced from 3 exons. Lineage: Eukaryota; Metazoa; Chordata; Actinopteri; Siluriformes; Siluridae. The coding region runs from base 982 to 2571 and encodes 529 amino acids. Gene Ontology annotation, biological process: protein O-linked glycosylation via mannose. The record is from RefSeq and is a predicted model, not a curated record. Gene Ontology annotation, cellular component: Golgi apparatus.